This is a messenger RNA of Perca flavescens (yellow perch), 1609 nucleotides long. Its product is annotated as zinc finger BED domain-containing protein 4. The transcript has 4 exons. Gene Ontology annotation, biological process: regulation of transcription by RNA polymerase II. The record is from RefSeq and is a predicted model, not a curated record. Lineage: Eukaryota; Metazoa; Chordata; Actinopteri; Perciformes; Percidae. Gene Ontology annotation, molecular function: sequence-specific double-stranded DNA binding. Bases 252 to 1505 code for a protein of 417 amino acids. Gene Ontology annotation, cellular component: nucleus.
AGUAGUAAGGAGUCACGAUGACUCACGAGUCCCAUGGUCUGCUAGCUUGCAAUGUUUCCGGCUUUGAGUCUGCGGAUCGUCUCUCUGCUCGCUCAGUCGCUUGUGUUGACUUGUGGAGGCCUACGAAAUUGUAAGAUAUAGCUUUUGGCAGCUAAGAUGGCUAGGACUAGCUGUAGCUAAUGUUGCAAGAGGUUUGUGAAUGAUACUAGAGACUCGCGUCUCAUGAGUUAAUUUAAAGACACGGUGGAAAGAUGAGAGUGAGUCACGACUCAAACAGGUUUACUCAGUGGACACCGAGCAACAAUUCCGAUACGGAAUCCAAGAUGGCUGCGCCCUGUGUGACUUUGGAGGUGGCUCUGGAGGACUCCGACAUCUAUACCACGGUGAAUGAUGCUGAUAAUAGUUCUGCCAGUAAUGGCAUCCUGGAAGCUGCACAAGGUAGUCUAGCAGAACAAACAACACACAAAGAGGCGAGUGAUGACCACUCUGUGAAAUGUAGACAGAAAAAACGCAGCUUGGUUUGGAGGCACUACGAGUACCUGGACAGUUUGGCUGCUGCUCGUUGCCGCAUUUGCAUGAACAACUUAGAGUGCUCUGAAGGCAGGAGCACCAGCAACCUGCAUCGCCACUUGUCAAAGAGACACCCAGAGGUCUUUUCUCAGCUGGUAGCAGUCAAGCAGCACCCACCACCACCCCACUCAUCACAGGGCUCAAAUGUUAAAGUGGAGGUGGCUCUGGAGGACUCUGACACCUAUACCACGGUGAAUGAUGCUGAUAAUAGUUCUGCCAGUAAUGGCAUCCUGGAAGCUGCACAAGGAAGUCUAGCAGAACAAACAACACACAAAGAGGCGAGUGAUGACCGCUCUGUGAAAUGUAGACAGAAAAAACGCAGCUUGGUUUGGAGGCACUACGAGUACCUGGACAGUUUGGCUGCUGCUCGUUGCCGCAUUUGCAUGAACAACUUAGAGUGCUCUGAAGGCAGGAGAACCAGCAACCUGCAUCGCCACUUGUCAAAGAGACACCCAGAGGUCUUUUCUCAGCUGGUAGCAGUCAAGCAGCACCCACCACCACCCCACUCAUCACAGGGCUCAAAUGCUAAAGGUGACACAUCGACCCCACCAGAAACUGUUGGGGUGCCAGAGAAGCAGAGACAGUUUUCAGGCAAAAUGAAAGUUUCAAGAGCUUCUGAAGGAGAAAAGCGUGUGUUAAGGAGAGAGCGGGAGCUGAUAGAAGCUCUGAGGAGAGUGCAGAAGGAGGAAGCUCGGGCUCUGGAGCAUCAGAGGGAGCUGCUCGAGAAUCUGCGUGCAGUGAAUGCCAGGGAGGCAGCUGCAGAGAGGCAGCAGAUUAAGUCACUGAGGAAAGCACAGCUAGAGGAAGCCAAAGACUUGAGUAGACAGAGAGAAGAGGUACAGAAGGAAAAGACAGAGCUGCAGAAGAAAUGGGAAGAGCUUCAGCAGGAAAGAGAACGUGUCUUGUUGUUGUCCAGAGAACAUCAAGCCUCCUGAUCAUAUCCUGACAUCACUGAUUUCAAAUUUUCUAUGAAUGCUUUGGGACAAAUUCAAAGACAUGAUGAUGUCUCCCCUUUUAGUAAAAUAUAUAUUGCAAACAA